GGUGUUAGCAUUUGAAAUCUACUCCUCAGGCAUAACUAUCCAUAGAGCACAACUCCGACUGCCUUCUUUAUUGGCUACUUGCCACAUCUUCUCCCCCUCGGUUGCAGAAGCACAGAAAGAUGAGUAAAUUACUUGUCAUAGCCCUCCUGCUGCUGCCUCUGAUCAACCAAGGAAUCUACUUGGCCACGGCAUGGGAUGAUCAAGAUUUCUUCAAAUACUGCCCACCGUCCCAGUGCAGCCAAGAUGGCCCAGAGGUCAGGUUUCCUUUCUGCCUUGAAUCCAGCAAUACAUCAGCAGCAGCAACAGCAUCAUGUGGAUGUGCCGGUAGAUCAACCAGGAAGUUAGCAUGCUCUGGGCGAGACACCAUCCUUUUUCACCCAGUUCUUGGCCCGUACAAUGUCAGCGCCAUAGAUUACGGACGUUCUUCCAUGAAGCUCAUCCCGCUUGUAGACCCUUGUUUCGUGCUACAGCAGAAGCCUGUCAUCUCCAGAAGCUCAUCAUCUCCACAGGCUGAUGUUAUUAACUAUGAGAUGCCAGGUCUUUACCGAUGGAAUUCUAUCCUAGUACGCUGUUCAAGAGAGUUUGCACCUGGUGCUGCCGAUGGGAUUGCUGGCCCAGUCUCCUGCCUUAGCAACACAACAAACUUCUUUUAUUUGGUGAAUGGUUAUGAAGACAUGUCUAUUCUUCCGUUGGACUGCAAGGUCGUCCCACUCUCAGAUGGUGUCGGUGGCGGUCUGAUACCCAUGUACAUAUUUGACAAACCAAUGUCAGACACGCUCCCAGUGUCCUUCAAGGAAAGCACAGAGAGACUCCUCAGUUUUGCUGAGAUGACAGUGUAUUGGUAUGGUUACACUUGCAGGCAAUGUGAACGCAGUGGGGGACGCUGCGCGUUCAGCUCACAAAGGGAUAGACAAUUCUGCAUGCCCGGCCCACAUGGUUCACGUAUCAAAGUCAUUGCAGCUACAUCAUCGGUGGCUGCAUUUGUUGUUCUUUUGUUGACGGUGGCCACUGUGCUUUAUCUUUCACUCAAGACAAGAUAUAAUGCGGAGAUACAUAUGAAGGUUGAAAUGUUUCUCAAAACAUAUGGAACAUCAAAACCGACAAGGUACACUUUCUCUGAAGUUAAGAAGAUGGCACGACGGUUUAAAGAAAAAGUAGGGCAGGGAGGAUUUGGAAGUGUGUACAAAGGCGAGCUACCAAAUGGAGUGCCUGUGGCAGUCAAGAUGCUAGAGAACUCUACAGGAGAGGGAGAAUCAUUCAUCAAUGAAGUUGCAACCAUCGGAUUAAUCCACCAUGCCAAUAUCGUCCGCCUCCUGGGAUUUUGUUCCGAAGGAAUGAGACGGGCUCUUAUUUAUGAAUUCAUGCCUAAUGAGUCACUAGAGAAAUACAUAUUCUCUGAUGACUCUAAUAUUUUUCAGAAUCUUCUAGUACCAGAGAAGCUCCUAGAUAUUGCUUUAGGCAUCGCCCGAGGUAUGGAGUACUUACAUCAAGGGUGCAACCAGCGCAUCCUCCACUUUGACAUCAAGCCUCACAAUAUCUUGCUGGAUUACAACUUCAAUCCAAAGAUCUCAGACUUUGGCCUGGCCAAGUUGUGUGCAAGGGACCAAAGCAUCGUCACCUUAACAGCAGCAAGAGGCACAAUGGGCUAUAUUGCACCAGAGUUAUACUCACGGAACUUUGGGGGAGUAUCGUACAAGUCAGACGUGUACAGUUUCGGCAUGCUAGUGCUAGAAAUGGUGAGCGGGAGGAGGAAUUCAGACCCAAGAAUCGGGAGCCAGGACGAUGUUUACCUCCCUGAGUGGAUCUACGAGAAAGUGAUCAAUGGGGAGGAGUUGGCGCUUACUUUGGAAACGACUCAAGAAGAGAAAGACAAGGUGAGCCAGCUGGCUAUGGUGGCACUGUGGUGCAUCCAGUGGAACCCGAGAAACCGGCCGUCGAUGACAAAGGUCGUGAACAUGUUAACGGGGAGGCUGCAGAGUUUGCAGAUGCCCCCGAAGCCUUUUGUCUCAUAUGAAAAUGAACCUAUGCCAUAAAUCAAAACAGGGACUACCAUACUCUGUCAACAUUCAGGGACUACCAUGCUCUGUCAACACUGUAUUUCUAUACUUUCAGUCCAUAUAAUAGGUCUGGAGAUGUAUGAAUAAUCACUGGUCACUACCAUUGUAAUAGUACUCUACUAGUUGUUUGCAAGACACGCAGAUUCACAAUUGGACUUGUAUUUUAACAGCUACACCCAUAUUUAUCUUCAAAAGUAGCAAAUACUCUGUUGAUUA
Messenger RNA from Triticum aestivum (bread wheat), 2273 nucleotides. RefSeq names its product rust resistance kinase Lr10-like. The transcript has 3 exons. Gene Ontology annotation, molecular function: ATP binding; protein kinase activity. The record is from RefSeq and is a predicted model, not a curated record. Gene Ontology annotation, biological process: protein phosphorylation. NCBI's taxonomy places the organism in Eukaryota, Viridiplantae, Streptophyta, Magnoliopsida, Poales, Poaceae. Bases 120 to 2033 code for a protein of 637 amino acids.